UUGACCCGGAACUUUGGUUCCUGGAUGCAGCUUAAGCACUCGGCCAGUAACGCUUGCAUAGCCGGAAGUGGCUACUAGUGUUUAAGGUCCAGAUCGGCUUCCGGAGCCCGCUGAGGCGGUUAGUGAGUCGGAGACCCGGGAUGGAGGCCUUGUCAGCCGGGGCGGUGACGGAGAGGAAGCCCGAUGAUGACUACGUGGAGCCCAGAUGUGCACACUGGGGGGAGCUGAGCCAGACUCUGGUUCCAUCUACACCCCAGGACAAGGAAGUAAAAGAGAAUACACCAGGAGUCUCCGAUGAUGAAACCUCCCUUGCUGAGAGUCCAGCUGUGAGUGCCAUGUUGCAUGCCAUCGCUGCCAGCCACCUGCCUGUGUGCAGCCAACAGCAGGGUGAGCCUGACCUGACAGAGCGUGAGAAGGUGGCUAUCCUGGGUCAGCUGUAUCAUGAGAAGCCACUGGUGUUCCUGGAGCGCUUCCGCACAGGCCUCCGGGAAGAGCACCUGUCCUGCUUCGGCCACCUGCGUGGGGACCACCGUGCUGACUUCUACUGUGCCGAGGUGGCGCGGCAAGGCACUGCCCGACCCCGAACCCUGCGCACCCGCCUGCGUAAUCGGCGUUAUGCUGCCCUGCGUGAGCUCAUCCAAGGAGGCGAGUACUUCAGUGAUGAGCAGAUGCGGUUCCGGGCCCCGCUACUGUAUGAGCAGUAUAUAGGACAGUACCUCACACAGGAAGAGCUCAGUGCCCGCACACCUGCCCCCCAGGCCCCCAGGCCCGGCUCCCCCAGCACGCCUGCCUAUCCCCUCUCCGACCUGCUGUUCCAGUCCUACCAGGAACGGGAGCUGCAGCAGAAGCUGCUCCGGCAGCAAGAAGAGGAGGAGGCCUGCUUCGAGGAGGAAGAGGACAGCGAUGAGGAAGACCAGAGGUCAGACAAGGACUCGGAGUCCUGGGUGCCCGACUCGGAGGAGAGGCUGAUCCUGCGGGAGGAGUUCACCAGCCGCAUGCACCAGCGAUUCCUGGAUGGCAAAGAUGGAGGCUUUGACUACAGCACGGUGGAUGACAACCCUGACUUUGACAACCUGGACAUUGUGGCACGUGACGAGGAGGAGCGAUACUUUGAUGAAGAGGAGCCCGAGGAUGUGCCCAGCCCAGAGCUAGAUGGGGACUGAUGGCUCCCACCCUUCCAGCCAGUGACACACCUUGCCCACCCCACUAUAGGCAGCUGGUUACAGGCUGGCUAAAUGACUCAGAGGCCAUCAGGGCAGGCCCCCAGGCCUGGCAUACCUCAGACAGUGCCCUACUUCUGUUUAUGGGCUUCUCACUCUUGUCCCUGGGAAGGUCACUGCCCCUCUCUCCUUGGCCCCACCUCUGUCUUUUCUCUGAGAUAGGGUCUUGCUGUGUAACGCUAACUAGCCUGUUAAUUGCUUUGUAGCCCUGGCUGCCUCCACCUCCCAAGUGCUGUGCUUGGGGGCGAAUCACACCUGGCCUACCAGUGGUGUUUCUACCCUGUCUCUCCCCUCACGUCACUGCCCCCCCUCCCCCAGCUUCCUAGGUCUCCACCUUCUGUGCAUCCACCCUUCUGCCUUUCUCUGUUAUGGCUGCCGUGCCCACAGCAGAGCCCUGAACGACUGUCUGGUGGCUGCAGCUGUCACAUGGAUUCUAGCACUUAGCUCAGGCUACACCUGAUCCCCAGUAUAGCUCUGGGCUUCUCCUUUUCUCUGUGCCUGGGUCCUACUGGUCCUACUGGUCACCAUUGCUUCCAUUGAGGUCCCGUCUCUCCUGCACCUCACUCUUCAGGCCUUCUCAUUCCCUCUGCACUUCCAUUUCCAUCUCUGUCCAGACCUCUGCCUCACUCUCUGUCCCUCUUUCUCAGCCUUUAUGGCUCUGCUUCUCUGUGUUCCCACCCCCUAGGCCUGGCAGCUAGGGGCAGCAGAAGCCUGGGUACCCAAUAAUGAGACUUCCCUGUGGGCGGGGGUCAAGGCCUCUGCUGCUCUCUUUGGACCCUUGCUGGGAAUGCUGGCAGAGGCAGAGCUGGGGACCACAGGGCCAGCUUGAAGAAGGGGACCAUUCCCUACCACCCCGCUCCCCUGCUUCCCAGCCACACAAAUUUCCUUUUCUUCACUUCCUCCACCUCCCUCUCCCUCUCCUGUUUACACUCUCCAAAUACACAUAGGCUGUUAUCAUGGGUCUUGAGUCAUCUCUCUCUCUCUCUCACUCUCAUACACACAGCCUGCCCCAAUGUCCCUGCCCCCAGCAGGCCACAGGGCCCGCCCCACAGAGCCCCCUGCUGCCCUGGGCUAAUGAGAGCCAGAUGGCUGCCUGUGACUCAGCCAUGGCUUGUGGGAACCCAGACGUCCUACCUUCCCAUGCCCCACACCCGGCCCCUGCUGCCCCAGCAGACAGAAGGGACCUGCUACUGUGAAGAUGGGGGCUAGCAUGUCUAGGCCUGAGGAGCCAAGCUACUCUGAGACAGUUGUGGCAUUCUGUUCUGGCCACACCUGCAAGACCCUCAAAACUGCUUUGUAGUGCCAAGGUCCUGACUCCUGGGUCAAACUAAACUCACCCAGAGAACUACUGGGGGCAGAGGGUGUUCACAUGAAGAAGCUUGGAAUAUUAAAAGGUCCUCAGCAGCUCCACCUGGGCCAGGCUGAGUGAGAACCUCUUGACAACCUGAACCACCAGACUGUCAACUGCCAUUUGUCACAAACGAUGGAAAUGGCCCAGAAAGGCCAUGUGCAUCCUUGAGAUCACCUGGCCUCCCGGGCAGAGCUAAGACUGGAACACACUCCUACACACCACUUGGCCAGUCUGCUGGCAUGUGACUGCCAGUGCCGGACAGUGGUAGAGAUAGGAAGCCAGACUUCCUUACAUGGGAGAGUGUGGAAGACAGAAGUAUUGUGUGUGAUAGGAUGUUACGGUCCCAGCCCUUGUCUCCCCAGAGGGCUGCUUGAGCCCCCAACUUGCGGGACAGGAGCCAAGGGUGCUCUUUGGGGGAGUUGUGUUAGCUUAUGUAUUUUCAUGGUUGACCAGUAUUCUGUCUGAUUGUUAAACUUAUUUAAGAUAGAAAGGCUAUCAUCCAUCAAUCUGUUAUGUAACUUUUUAAAAAGAGCUGAGCCGCACA
Peromyscus eremicus (cactus mouse) is the source of this 3115-nucleotide messenger RNA. RefSeq names its product coiled-coil domain containing 97 (gene Ccdc97). The record is from RefSeq and is a predicted model, not a curated record. Bases 141 to 1163 code for a protein of 340 amino acids. NCBI's taxonomy places the organism in Eukaryota, Metazoa, Chordata, Mammalia, Rodentia, Cricetidae. The transcript is spliced from 5 exons.